Molecule: messenger RNA, 532 nt
Organism: Nothoprocta perdicaria
Lineage: Eukaryota; Metazoa; Chordata; Aves; Tinamiformes; Tinamidae
Gene: AP2S1
Product: adaptor related protein complex 2 subunit sigma 1
Exons: 5
Coding region: 57-485 (142 amino acids)
Biological process (GO): intracellular protein transport; clathrin-dependent endocytosis
Cellular component (GO): AP-2 adaptor complex; intracellular membrane-bounded organelle; membrane coat
Molecular function (GO): clathrin-cargo adaptor activity
Source: RefSeq, a predicted model, not a curated record
CGGUGCGGUGGCGGCAGCGCUGCGGGCGGGGGGCGCCGCGCAGUGACAGGGCCGCCAUGAUCCGCUUCAUCCUGAUCCAGAACCGGGCGGGCAAGACGCGCCUGGCCAAGUGGUACAUGCAGUUCGACGAUGACGAGAAGCAGAAGCUGAUCGAGGAGGUGCACGCCGUGGUGACGGUGCGCGACGCCAAGCACACCAACUUCGUGGAGUUCCGCAACUUCAAGAUCAUCUAUCGCCGCUACGCCGGCCUCUACUUCUGCAUCUGCGUGGACGUCACCGACAACAACCUGGCCUACCUGGAGGCCAUCCACAACUUCGUGGAGGUGCUCAACGAGUAUUUCCACAACGUCUGCGAGCUCGACCUCGUCUUCAACUUCUACAAGGUGUACACGGUGGUGGACGAGAUGUUCCUGGCGGGCGAGAUCCGCGAGACCAGCCAGACCAAGGUGCUCAAGCAGCUGCUCAUGCUGCAGGCGCUCGAGUGACACUGUCCCCAACGCGUCCCCAGCGCGGGCCCCGGGACCACCCCCCG